This is a messenger RNA of Archocentrus centrarchus (flier cichlid), 19630 nucleotides long. RefSeq names its product obscurin, cytoskeletal calmodulin and titin-interacting RhoGEF a (gene obscna). NCBI's taxonomy places the organism in Eukaryota, Metazoa, Chordata, Actinopteri, Cichliformes, Cichlidae. The record is from RefSeq and is a predicted model, not a curated record. Gene Ontology annotation, molecular function: ATP binding; guanyl-nucleotide exchange factor activity; protein kinase activity. The coding region runs from base 1 to 19056 and encodes 6351 amino acids. The transcript is spliced from 82 exons. Gene Ontology annotation, biological process: protein phosphorylation.
AUGGGAGACAAUAAGGCUGGAGGCAUAGUAGCAGCCGCAAAGAACCGUCUGCAGGUGGUGAAGGGCUUGGAGGAUGUAGAGGUGUCUGAGUGUGGGAGUUGCUCCUUUGAGGUUUCUCUUAACCUAGCCUACAUAGAGGGCGUGUGGACAAGGGAUGGGAUGCAGCUUAAAUCUAAACCCAAUUGUCACAUCAGCACACAUGGGAAGAAACACUCCCUCAUACUGAACAGGGUGACUUUGGGAGAUGCUGGUUUGUUCUCCUUUCAAGCCAAUGGCAUUCAGACCACAGGCCGACUCACUGUCAGAGCUAGGGACAUUUACAUUGUGAAGGAGCUGGAAGAUGUUGAUACGAUCGAGCGUCAACCUGUAAACUUUUUAUGUGAGGUCAACCAGGAGGAUGUGGAUGGUCGGUGGUACAGAGAUGACUGCCGGAUCCGUCCUGGGGACAGCAUCAAGAUCAGACACCAAGGUAAAACUCAUACUCUAGUCUUCAAGUCAGUCAGACCAGAACACGCAGGAGAGAUCAGAUUCACUGCAGAGCGUGUCUCUUCCUAUGCAACUCUCACGGUACAAGAGCUUCCAGUCCAAAUAGCACGCCCUCUGAGAGUAAAGAUAGCCAUGUAUCGCCACCGAGGUCUGCUGGAGUGCCAGGUGUCACGGCCUAAUGCUGAAGUCAGGUGGUACAAAAACAGGAAGGAGCUACUUCCCAGCAAGAAGUAUCAGCUAAUCAGCCAAGAUAUCUACAGGCAGCUUGCCAUUGACAAUAUCUGCUCAUCAGAUGAAGACACCUAUACAUGUGAUGCAAGCGAUGAUAAAACAUCUUGUCAGCUUCUGGUAGAGGAGCAGGCUAUCACCAUUGUCCGGGGGAUGAAAUCAGUGGAGGUGAUGGAGCCAGAGCCUGCACUAUUCCAGGUAGAGACCAACUUGAAAUCAGGGAGGCCACCAAAGUGGACACUGAAUGGUGAGGUUCUGGAGCCAUGUGCAGCAGUGAACAUUGACAGGGAGGGCACCCUCCACAGCCUGUGCUUCACCUCCACAGAAAGCUCCAUGUCAGGCCCUGUGCUCUUUGUAGCCGGCAAGAGUCGAUCCACUGCUCAGCUUAUGGUAAAAGAGCGACCUCUUCAGGUAGUCCAUCACUUAGAUGAUGUGGAGGCAAAAGAGAACAGCUCUGUGACUCUGGGCUGUGAGUUUGCCCCAUCUCCCAGGGUGGUGCGGUGGUUUAAGGGCCGUACAGCUCUGAAAUCUUCUAACAAGUACAUCAUGAAGAGGGAGGGGAAACGAGCAGAACUGAUCAUUCACGGCUUGACAGGGAUGGAUGCAGGGCAGUACCGCUGCCUGGCCGGAGGUUCACAGAGCACAGCACAUGUUAAGGUAGAAGUGCGAACUUUGAAGUUGGUCAAACACCUUGAACCAGUGGAAAUUGAGGAGAAUGGCAUCGCCACUUUCUCAUGUGAACUCAACUAUGUGGUAGCCAGCGUGGAAUGGAUCCUCAACAAUGUCUGGCUCUAUUCCAGUGCCAUCAACAAGAUCCACCACAUGGGCACCAUGCACAGCCUCACAAUCAAGAAGCUUCGGCCACAGGAGAGCAGGGUUACCUUCAAAGCAGGCCUUCUGACAGAGACAACUAUCUUAAAGGUCAAAGAAUGCCCAGCAGUGUUCCUAAGGCCUCUGGAGGAUGCAGUUGGAGAGGAGCAAGGGGAGCUUUGUCUUCAGUGUGAAAUUUCCAAAGAGACAGUGACCCCUGUUUGGAAGAAGGAUGGUAUGGCUCUGACAGCUGAUGAUAAAUAUGAGCUGCUCCAGUUUGGCAAGUCCAUGGCACUGAUCAUCCAUUCACUGACUAAGGAUGAUGCAGGACAGUACACAUGUGACCUGGGCACAAGUCAGACCAAUGCAAAAGUUACAGUACAUGACUUACACAUUACAAUUGUCCAGCGUUUGAAGACAACCACUGUCCUUGAGGGAGACACCUGCACUUUUGAGUGUCUUCUCUCCCAUGAUCUUGAUGAACAGCCUUCUUGGACAAUUAAUGGCCAGUUGGUGGUUACCAACAGCCGUAUUCAGCUAAUCAACAAAGGCCGCAAGUAUACAAUGACAAUUAGAGAUGCUAUUCUUACUGAUGCUGGAGAUGUGGUCUUCACAAUCAAAGACCUAAGCUGUAGGACCAUGCUUUUUGUUAAAGAGAAGCCAGUGCACAUCUUCAGGGACCUGCUGAACGUCAAGGGAGUGCCUGGUGAGGAUGCAGAGCUGAGUUGUGAAAUCACCAAACCAGAAGUCACCAUUCGCUGGAUGAAAAAUGGGCGUCUGAUCAAGGCGAGCCCAAAGUAUCAUAUGAGUGUGGAGAAAUAUCUGGCACGAUUGGUGAUAAAAAAUACCACUAUCCGAGACUCUGGGGAGUACUGCUGUGAGGCUGAUGGCGUAGCCUCCCGUGCCAAGCUUGAGAUCAGAGAGUUACAGCACACAUUUGCCAGGGAGCUGAAAGACACUCGAGCAGAAGAAAAAGGAAAGGUGACACUCGAGUGUGAGACCAGGCAGCCAGCCAAGCGUGUGACCUGGCUGAAGGGCUUGAUUGAGCUGCGGUCUGGAAGGAAGUAUGUCAUCAGGCAGAAGGGUGUGGUGUUAUCCCUAACCAUCACCUCAUUGGAGAAAUCGGACACAGAUAUUUACAUAUGUGAUGUUGGCACCAUGCAAAGCCGGGCACAGCUGACUGUGCAAGGUCAAAAGGUGUUGAUUCUGGAUGAAUUAGAAGAUGUUGAGUGUCUCGAGGGUGAAACGGUCACAUUCAGGUGUCAAAUUUCUCCCAGUGACUACACUGGGGCCAAGUGGUAUCUGGAUGAGACUUUGCUUUAUACCAAUGAACUCAAUGAGAUCCAGGUGCUUUCAGGAGGCUUCCACACCCUUACAUUCAAACAGCUCGCCCGUAAAGACACUGGCACUAUUUCGUUUGCAGCAGGGGACAAAAGAUCCUACGCCUCACUGCUGGUUCGAGAAAGGCGUCCCACCAUUUGCAAAGCACUGGAGGACUGUGAGGCCAUUGAAGGAGGUGGUUUGAUUUUGUCCUGUGUGACCUCCAAACCAUGCCACAUCCUGUGGUACAAAGAUGGCUGUUUAAUGUGGAACUCCUCAAGAUACUUUACUAGUCGUUUGGGAUGUGAAGCUCGGCUGACCAUUCGAGAAGUCUGCAAAACGGAUGCUGGAGUGUAUGAGUGCAGUGCAGGCUCCGUUACAACUAGGGCUGCUGUCACUGUCAAAGCCAUCCCAGCAGAGUUCAUCGAGCAUUUGAAGCGUGUGGAGGCCAAAGAAGGAGAAACUGUUACCCUGACCUGUGAAUACUCCCUGCCUGGGGUCCAGGUCCACUGGAAGAAAGGUUUUGAGGGCAUCAGGCCAGGAGAGAAGUAUGUGAUGAAACAGAGGAAAACGAUCAACUCGCUAACCAUCAGAGCCCUAAAACCUGAAGACUCUGGACAGUAUGCAUGCCAGUGCAGAGACCACCACACAACAGCAAGUCUGAAAGUACACGCUAUUCCCAUUACAUUCAUACAACAGCUCAAGAAUAUGCAAGCAGAAGAGGGCAGCAGUGUCAUAUUGCGUUGUGAAAUUUCCAAACCUGGAAUACCAGUAGAAUGGAGGAAGGAGGAUGAGGUGCUGAAGAACAGCGUGAAGUUCCAGAUAAGGAAAAGGGAGACCACACUGGAGCUCCUGAUAUGGAAACCUGUGCCCGAGGACAGUGGGGUCUACAGCUGUGUGUGUGCUGAUCAGAUGACAUCUGCCACUGUCAAGAUCACUGCUCUACCAGUCACCUUCAAGCAGAAGCUGAGGAACGUAUUGAUAGAGGAGGGCAACACUGCAGCAUUACGGUGUGAGCUGUCUAAACCUGGUCACGCUGUGGAGUGGAGGAAAGGAGGGAAUGAACUCAUUCGAAAUGGAGAGAAAUAUCAUAUACGACAGAGAGACACGCUGCUUGAACUGAGGAUUUUUGAUGUGACACUUGAGGACAGCAAUAUCUACACAUGCAUCUGUGAAAACAUAGAGACCACAGCUACUCUAACUGUUAAUGCUCUUCCCAUCACCUUCAAACAAAAACUGAAAAAUGUUCAAAUCGAGGAAGGACACAACAUCACACUAUAUUGUGAGAUCUCUAAACCUGGUGUCCCAGUGGAAUGGAGGCUUGGAGGAGAUCUGCUUGAGCAUGGAGAGAAGUACCAGAUUAAACAAAGAGACUCAGUCCUGGAGUUGACCAUCAGAGAUGCGGUACCAGAAGACAGCGGUGUCUACACAUGUGUGUGUAGAGAGCAGAGGACAAAGGCCACUGUUAAAGUUAUUGCGGUCCCCGCAACAUUUAAAGUGAGUCUUAAGAGUCAGGUGGCUGAAGAAGGGAAGGAUAUGACAUUACAAUGUGAGCUGUCAAAGAAGGGAGUCCCAGUUCAGUGGGAGAAACAGGGUCAGCUGCUCUCUGAGGAGGUAUCUCAGGGAAAGUAUCAGAUGAAGCUCGAAGGAAAGACAGCUAAAUUGACCAUUUUCAGCAUUCAACCAGAAGAUGCAGGAAAAUACAGCUGCAUCACAGGAGAUGAGAAAACAACUGCUGAAGUCAAAGUAAAACCACUUCCUGUUACAUUUAAACGGGAGAUCCAGUGCCUGGUGGUUAAGGAAGGGGACAAUGGAGUUUUCUGCUGUGAGCUCUCCAAACCUGGAGCUCCAGUGAACUGGAGAAAAGGCAGAGUCAUUCUGAAACCUGGAGCGAAAUAUGAAAUGAAAGAGGAGGGGCGUCUCACUAAACUAAUCAUCAACAAUGUGGAGGAGAGCGAUGCUGGAAAAUACACCUGCAAGACCAAAGACAGCCAAUCAACUGCUGAGCUCACAGUCAUAGAAUUACCCAAGCGCAGACGUCAAAGAGAGUUACCACCGAGUUUCAAGAUACUACUAACUAACCAGGAGGUAACAGAGGGUAACAGUGUGGUUUUGCACUGUGAGCUCAACAAACCUGCAGCCUCAGUGGAGUGGAGGAGAGGAGGAGAGCCGCUAAAGAAUGGAGAUAAGUACCAGAUGAGGAAGAAGGACCUGCAGGUGGAGAUGAAGAUUGCAGACCUCUGCGUGGAGGACACUGGAGAUUAUACUUGUAUAUGUGGAGAACAGAGGACAACAGCUGAGAUCAAAGUGAAUGAGCGGCCCAUCAAAUUUCUUCAAGAUCUCAAGAAUAUUCAGGUGCAGGAGGGCAAUGUCGUUACACUAUGCUGUGAGCUCUCCCAGCCUGGAGUCCCUGUGCAGUGGACAAAGGGAGAAACUGUGUUGACCAAUGGAGAGAAAUACCAGAUAAAGCAGAGUGGCUGUAUCCAAGAGCUCCACAUCAGGAAAACCCUCCCUGAGGACAGCGGCACAUACAGUUGCAGUUGUGAUGAUAUAAAAUCCACAGCAACAAUCAUCAUUAAUGCAAUACCAGUGACCUUCAAGCAGAAAUUGAAGAACCAGGAAGCUGUGGAGGAGGGCUGUGUGACGUUACGCUGCGAGCUUUCAAAAGCUGGAGUUGCAGUGGAGUGGAGGAAAGAUGCUCAACUAGUGAAAGAGGGAGAAAAAUUCCAAAUAAAGCAAGAAGGCCGGGUGGCUGAGAUGCUAAUCAGAAACUUAACUCUCACAGACACUGGGGAGUACAGCUGUUCUGUUGGGACUGCUGUGACAUCAGCUGACGUCAAAGUAAGAGCACUUCCUGUUACAUUUAAGAAAGAGGCUGAGAAUUUGGAGGUGAAGGAAGGGGACAGUGGAGUUUUCUGCUGUGAGCUCUCUAAACCCGGAGCGCCGGUGGACUGGAGGAAAGGCAGAGUCAUCCUGAAGCCUGGCUACAAAUAUGAGAUGAAACAGGAGGGACGUCUCGCUAAGCUAAUCAUCAAUAACGUGGAGGAGAGUGAUGCUGGCAAAUACACCUGCAAGACCAAAGACAGCCAAUCGACUGCUGAGCUCACAGUCAAAGCACCGCCUGUCACAUUCAAGACUAAGUUAAGAAACCAGCAGGUGGAGGAGGAGAAUAGUGUGAUGCUGAGCUGCGAGCUGUCUAAGCCUGGCCUUGCUGUGGAGUGGCGGAAAGGAGAAGAGCUGCUGAGGAAUAAUUUCAAGUAUCAGAUUAAAAAUCGAAACAGCGUCAUGGAGCUGACUAUCAAAAACGCACAGCUGGAGGACAGUGGAGUCUACAGCUGUUUCUAUGGAGAUGUCAAGACUACUGCCAAUGUCACAAUUACAUCUAUACCUCUCACUUUUAAAAUGGGUCUGAAGAACCAGGAGGCCCCUGAAGGAGGCAACGUGUCCCUGCGCUGUGAACUAUCCAGGGCUGGGGUGCCUGUGCAGUGGUGGAAGGGGGAGGACCAGCUUUAUCAUGGAGGACGAUAUCAGAUGACACUAAAGGCUAGGAUAGCUGAGAUGACCAUCAGAAACAUCCAGCCAGAGGAUGUUGGCGAGUACAGCUGCGUCUUUGGGGAGCAGAAGACGACAGCUGAAGUGAAUGUGAGAGCGGCAGCAUCAGUGUUCUUUGAAAAGGAACUAGAGAGACAAACUGUGAUGGAGGGGAAAUCUGUGCUGUUCUCCUGUGAAGUCUCCAGUCCUAAUGUGCCAGUCACAUGGAAGAAGGACAACACUGUGGUGGAAGAAGGACGUUAUAUUGUAAAAAAGAAAGGUCCCACACACACUCUGGAGAUCAAGAAAUUAUAUCUGGAGGAUGCUGGGGAGUACUCCUGCAUUACCAGGGGCAAAAAGACCACUGCUAAGCUGACUGUCAGGGAGCGCGUUCGGAUCGUUACAGAGCUGCAAGACAAAACGGUGACAGCGGGAGAGGACGCAGUGUUUGUGUGCGAGCUGAGUCAUGCAGACGUGAGUGAGGGCAUCUGGUGGCUUGGGAAUAGCCCUCUGCAGAAGAAUGAGAUGAACCAGAUGACAUGUCACGGCCGCCAGCACCGAUUGGUCCUCACCAUGACAACACCUGAGGAGACAGGCACUGUAGCUUUUGUGGUCGGGGAGGAGAGGACCUCUGCACGCCUGCUGGUUGUUCCUAAGCCUAAAGUUUUAUUUGAGGAGAAGCCCAAAGACACAGUGGUCAUGGAGGGUGAGACGGCUACUUUGAGUUGCACCACUUCUGACUUCACCACCUCGGUUACCUGGAAACGCAACCACAUUCCCCUCCGAAAUGAUGACAAAUACGAGAUGCGCAAGGAGGGAAAAGUCAACCUGCUGCUCAUCCAUGAUGUGGACCCCCUGGAUACUGGUGUAUACUCCUGUGACACAGGAGAUAUACAGAGCAGUGCCAAACUUACUGUCACUGAGCUUCCUCCAUUCUUCCAGGAGGAGCUGCAGAGUGUGGAAGCUGAAGAAGGCGGUUCAGCCACCCUGUAUUGUGAGCUGUCCAAACUUGGAGUACCAGUUCAGUGGAAGAAAAACAACCUGCCCUUAAGAGCCAGCAGGAAGCAUGAGAUGCAACAGGAUGGCUGCUUCCUCCAGCUUCACAUCAAGGAGCUCAAACUUGAAGACAGUGGCAGCUACUCAUGCCAAGCAGGGAGUGCAGAAACCACUGCAACUGUGUCUGUGAAAGAGCUCCCUCCAUUCUUCAAGAAAGAAUUAAGAAGUGUGGAGGCUGACGAGGGAGGUGUGGCCUCCGUGUACUGUGAGUUGUCAAGACCUGGGGUGCCAGUGCAGUGGAAAAAGAACAGACUUCCUCUGAGAGCCAACAGGAAGUAUGAAAUGAAACAAGAUGGCUGUAUCGUCCAGCUCCAGAUUAAAGACCUCAAGCCUGACGACAGUGGCAACUACACAUGUCACGUGGGAAGUUCAGAAACCAGUGCAAAUGUGUCAGUGAAAGAGCUUGCGCCAUUUUUCCAAAAAGAACUGCAGAAUGUAAAGGCAGAGGAGAGAGGUACAGCCUCACUGUGCUGUGAGCUGUCCAAGCCUGGAAGAUCAGUGCAGUGGAAGAAGAACAAGCUGCCUCUGAGAGCCAGCAGGAAGUAUGAGAUGAAGCAGGAUGGCUGCUUACUCCAGCUCAACAUCAAAGAGCUCAAACUCGAGGACAGUGGCAGCUACACAUGUCAUGCGGGAAGUGCAGAGACCACUGCAACUGUGUCAGUAAAAGAGCUUCCACCCUUUUUCAGAGAAGAAUUACAAAGUACAGAGGCUGAGGAAGGAGGUACAGCCUCACUGUGCUGUGAGCUGUCCAAGCCUGGGAUGUCAGUGCAGUGGAAGAAGAACAAACUGCCUCUGAGAGCCAGCAGGAAGUAUGAGAUGAAGCAGGAUGGCUGCUUACCCCAGCUCAAUAUUAAAGACCUCAAACCCGAGGACAGUGGCAGCUACACAUGUCAUGCAGGAAGUGCAGAGACCACUGCAACUGUGUCAGUAAAAGAGCUCCCUCUUUUCUUCAAGAAAGAAUUACAAAAUACAGAAACCGAGGAGGGAGGUACAGCAACCCUAUACUGUGAAUUGUCCAAACCUGGGAUGUCAGUGCAGUGGAAGAAAAACAAAAUGCCAUUAAGAGCCAGCAGGAAGUAUGAGAUGAAGCAGGAUGGCUGCCUCCUCCAGCUCCACAUUAAAGAUCUCAAACCCGAGGACAGUGGCAGCUACACAUGUCAUGCGGGAAGUGCAGAGACCACUGCAACUGUGUCAGUGACAGAGCUUCCACCCUUUUUCACAGAAGAAUUACAAAGUACAGAGGCUGAGGAAGGAGGUACAGCCUCACUGUGCUGUGAACUGUCCAAGCCUGGGAUGUCAGUGCAGUGGAAGAAGAACAAACUGCCUCUGAGAGCCAGCAGGAAGUAUGAGAUGAAGCAGGAUGGCUGCUUACUCCAGCUCAACAUCAAAGAGCUCAAACUUGAGGACAGUGGCAGCUACACAUGUCAAGGGGGAAGUGCAGAGACCACUGCAACUGUGUCAGUAAAAGAACUUCCUCCAUUUUUCAAAGAAGAAUUACAAAAUAUAGAGGCAGAGGAAGGGGGUACAGUUUUGCUGUCCUGUGAGCUGUCUAAGCCUGAUGUGUCAGUACAGUGGAAGAGAAACAGACUACCACUGAGAGAAAGCUGGAAGUAUGAGACGAAGCAGGAUGGCUGCCUCCUCCAGCUUCAUAUUAAAGAGCUCAAACCCGAGGACAGUGGCACCUACACGUGUCAAGCAGGGAUUGCUGAAACUACUGCAAAAGUGUCAGUGAAAGAGCUCCCACCUGUUUUCAAAAAAGACUUGAAAGAUGUGGCUGGUGAGGAAGGUGGCACAGCCUCUCUGUACUGUGAAGUGUCUAAACCUGGACUAUCAGUGCAGUGGAAGAAGAACAAGGUGCCCCUGAGAGCAAACAGGAAGUAUGAGAUGAAGCAGGAUGGCUGUCUUCUCCAGCUCCACAUCAAAGAGCUCAAACCUGAGGACAGUGGCAGCUACUCGUGUCGAGCAGGAGCUGCAGAGACAGCUGCAACUCUGACAGUGAAAGAGCUCCCUCCUUUCUUCAAGAAAGAAUUACAAAAUAUAGAAACCGAGGAGGGAGGUACAGCAACCUUGUACUGUGAAUUGUCUAAACCUGUGGUGUCAGUACAGUGGAGGAAAAACAAAAUGCCAUUAAGAGCCAACAGGAAGUAUGAGAUGAAGCAGGAUAGCUGCCUCCUCCAGCUCCACAUCAAAGAGCUCAAACCCGAGGACAGUGACAGCUACACAUGUCAAGUGGGGAGUGCAGAAACUAGUGGGACUGUGUCAGUAAAGGAGCUCCCACCAUUUUUCAAGGAAGGUUUACAAAGUGUGGAGGCUGAAGAAGGAUGCACAGCUUCCCUUUCCUGUGAACUGUCUAAACCCGGAGUGGCGGUGCAGUGGAAGAAGAAUAGGUUGCCGGUGAGACCGAAUGCAAAGUAUGAAAUGAAGCAGGAUGGCUGCUUCAUGCAGCUGCUUAUUAAGGAACUCAAACUGGAAGACAGUGGCAGCUACACAUGUCAUGCAGGAAAAGCAGAGACCACUGCAACUGUAACAGUGAAAGCGCUCACUCCAUUCUUCAAGAAAGAAUUAGAAAGUCUAGAGGCUGAAAUAGGAGGUACAGUCUCCUUGUACUGUGAGGUGUCUAAGCCCGGAAUACCAAUACAAUGGAAGAAGAACAAGCUGGCACUGAGAGCAAGCAGGAAGUACGAGAUGAAGCAAGAUGGCUGCUUCCUGCAGUUGAACAUCAAGGAGCUCAAACUUGAAGACAGUGGUAGCUACUCUUGUCAGGCAGGAAGCAUAGAGACCACUGCAACAGUGCAAGUAAAAGCUCUACAACCGACUGUAACAAAGGCAGAACCUCCAACAAUAUUGCCGCAGGUAAAAGGAACAAUUUCCAAAACAACUCCUACUCAAGAGACAGAGAGGCCUGAACUACCAGAGGAUAAACCAGUUCCUCCUGAGCCCAAAAAGAGGGCAAGAAAAGCAUCACUUGCAAAUUCUGAAAAAGACACAGAGCUAGUUUUUGACCUCACACCUGUGGUGAAAGAUGAUAAUAAAAUCCAAAAGGACAUUCAGUCUGCAAAAUCCACAGAGAAGGACUUUGAUGUUGCACAGAAUGCAGCACAUGUAGAGAGUAAUAAAGAGAAGUACAGUGAGGUGAGCGAGAAAGCUGAUAAAUCUGUGAGACUACUGGAGAAAGACUAUAGGGUUGACAAAAAGGCUGAAGAGCCAACUAGGCAUUUGGAAAAAGAAAGUGAUGCUUUCUCGGAGAUGAAACAAACAGGAAGACAGAUUGAAGAAUUAGUUAAAACUGACCAUGAAGUAACUCAGUCAGAUGGGGUUAUGGAUGAAACAGUGUUUGAACAAAGGAAACAAAAAGAAAAGAAACAUGGAACUGAAAAGACUUUAGCAAAAACAAGAGAAGUUGAGGAGAAGGGGAAACACCCAGGUGCAGACGUGAAAACACUAGAAGGGUUGAUUAGAAAAGAGUCGAUGAAUGAUCAAGAUAUGAAAUCUUUAGAAAAUGAAGGCAAAGUAGACAAAACAGAAGAAGAGCCUUUUAAACCACCAAUAAGAUCUAAAGGCAAAUUAACAGAUGGAAAGCAACCAAUUAAACAUAUACUGAAGGAAAAUGAAGAGAUCAUUCCCAAGGUGUUAAAGACUACACUGAAUGAUUCUGAAGAGGACCGCAAACAGAGAGGUCGUAUGAAUAAACCAGCUUUCAGAGAGUCAGAGAGAGAGAACAAGCAAGAGCAAAUGCUUGACCAACUGCCAGCUGAACAACCAGAAAGGCUGGUAGAAAAAGAAGCUCAAUUUACCCCACCAAAGCCUCCUGUGAGGACAAAGAGCAAAAUAAAAGGUGUGGAAAAACAAGUGUCAAGAGACACUGAGACGGAUCAAGAUGAACAAGAGCCAACUCGAGGAGUGGUAAAGGUUAAAGACCAGCCUACAAAACAAAUAAUAAAGCCGUUAAUAAAAGAGGCUGAAGAGAAACCAGCGUUUGAGAGGAACCAGUCAGUUAGAGCAACUGAGAAAAUAGAGCAGGCUACCAAACGUCCAUUAAAACAGCCAGUUAAACCCAUGAGAAAAGAACCUAAAGUGGAGCACGAUGUGAAACUGGCAGUCGAGCCCGUUAGGAAGGAGGUAGAACAACAAAUAGCAAAGGUGGCAGAAGAUAUUCCUCUCCUUUACAUUUCCGAAGAUGAAACUUUCUCAGAGGCUUUGACUGAGAUACCAACUAUCCACAGCGAUGUCCAGCCUGUUGAAUCUUUUGUUGAAGGGCCUAAAGCAGAGCUGCCACUCCAGAAGAUGGAGCCAUCGAAGGAGUCUCCACCGGAGAUCAACAUCAGCGCUGAGGAUGAACCACAAAUGCAAGAGGCUGCAGUCAAGAUCCAGGCUGCCUUCAAAGGCUACAAAACGCGUAAAGAUAUGCGCCCUGUGUUUAAAGAGGUUUUUAAGAACCAGACUGCAGAUCUUCACAGUAUGCUCACUCUAAUGUGUGUUGUGGAGGGAAAACCCAGCACAGUACGGUGGCUGAGAAAUGGCCAACAAAUCACCAAUGACCAGCGAUGCAGAAUUAAGACAACAGAUAAUGGAGAAUGCACACUCGCAAUUAAAAACCUGAUUAGCAGUGACAGUGGAAUUUAUACCUGUGAGGUGGUCAAUAAGUUUGGUGUGACCUCCUACAAUGGAAACAUAACAGUAGCGCAGACUGCACAGCUGGCUCCUGUAGCCCAGAAACCUGCACAUCCACCUCUUGCUGCCAAAACUCCUUUGCAGCUUGCCCCAACAAAGCCUGAAGCCCCACCCAAAAAGCAGAGUGAGAAUCUGCCACAGAGUCACGUGCAGGUGCCCACUUCAGCAGCAGAUACUGAGAACUAUGUAGAAAGUAUGAACAUCUCUCUAUGGGAGGCCUACAACCUGACAGAGAAGGAACCUCAGAUGAGCUUACAGGAGAGAAGACGAUCCUCACUCAUAGCUGCCAGCUCCGUGUCGAGUCCCUCUGAUUAUGACACCGCUCCCGAUAUGAUGGAACCUGUGGAGAUUUCCCCAGUCACACCAAGGGAAGUCCCAAAACCAGCAGAACAAGCAGCUCCAAAGGAUGAUAAAGAAGAGAUAACUGCUCCCCAACCCCCGAAGAUGCUGUUGAAGAUCAAAGGGGGCCAUGAUAUUAAAAUGAGGACACCGUCCCCCAAACAUCGUGCCCACACCCCCUUAGAAAGCACCGUUUCCGGAUCUGAGUCAGAAGGGGAAGAGGAUAGACGAGUGACAUUUGAAAUAUAUGUGACUCGAGCACACUGCAGCCCAAAUAGUGGAAAUAAGGACAGUUUUGUUCUGAAGGAGGGUCAGUUUGUAGAGGUCCUAGACUCUGUUCAUCCUGACAGAUGGCUGGUGAGGACAAAACCCACCAAAGCCAACCCGGCUCGGCAGGGAUGGCUGUGUCCAGCAUACCUAGAGAAGAAGAGAAAGGAGACCUUCCCUCAGCUGAGAGCACCUCAAGAAGAUCUUGAUGGGAUCGGGUCUAAGGGAGAAGAGUACAGGAGAGGCCUGAGCCAGUUGAUCCAAGGCCUGAUUGAUGGAGAAGAGGAGUUUGUGAAAGAAAUGAAGAUGUUUAUAUCCCACCAGCUAAAUUAUCUGGAUUCUAGCUGCCACAUCCCCAUCAACAUCCUCAACCAGAAAGAGAUCAUUUUCAGGAACAUCAAGGACAUUGUGUCAUUGCACGAGAGGUCUUUCCUUCCUGCGCUGAGGGAGUGUGUCACAGAUGAUGAUGUGGCUAUGCAUCUGAUCAAACACAGAGAAGACUUUGAGAAGUAUCUUCACUACAUGGUGGGACAAGCUCAAGCAGAGGCCUGCAUCACUGACAAGACUAUCCAGCAGUUUUUCAAAGAGUUUACAGAACCUGGUAAAACUGACUGUGCUGUUAUGGAUGUCCUUACAUUCCUCCAGCAACCAGUAGAAAGAAUUCAAACUUACCAAGCUUUACUGAAGGAGUUAAUCAAGAACAAAGCUAAGAGUGGCCAGAGCUGCUAUCUUCUGGAGGAUGCUUUCUCUUUGGUGUCCUGCCUUCCCUGGAGGUCAGACAACCUGCACAAAGUGUCUCUGAUUGAGAACUACCCAGCUCCUCUUAUUGCCCUGGGUGAGCCCGUACGUCAGGGAUCUUUCACAGUGUGGGAGGAAUCUCCGGAAAUUAAGACGCCCUCUAGAGGGCAUCAGAGACAAGUCUUUCUCUUUAAGGAAUGCAUUGUACUGUGUAAACUGAAAAAAGACACCAGCAUGAACCGAGACACCUACAGCUUCAAGAACAAAAUGAAGUUGAAUGAUGUGGAAAUAAAGGAGACUGUGGGUGGAGACGAAAAGUCUUGGGGCUUGUGGCAUGAGCACAGAGGCUCCAUAAGAAGGUACACACUGCAGGGCCCCUCAACACUAGUUAAACUGUCCUGGCUUAAAGACCUGAAGGAGCUACAGCAACGUUCCAGCCUGCCCACUAACAGUCCCCCAGUGUUUGAGUCACUUUUGUCUGACUGCACAUCAAAGAUAGGACAGACAAUCAAACUGACCUGCAAAGUCUCAGGCUCUCCGAAACCAGAUAUCAGCUGGUUCAAAGAUGGUCUUCCUUUGGAAGAUGACCCACGUCACAUCAUCACAUCAGACCGGUCAGGCACUUGUAGUCUCAUCCUGGACAGCCUCACUGGAGAAGACUCUGGAGAGUAUGCGUGCUACGCUACCAGCUUCAUGGGCAGUGCUGGCACUCUGGCAAAGGUGGUGGUGCAGGCUCCUCCCAGGUUCGUGAGUCGACUGGAAAGUGCAUGUCUCAUAGAAGGAGAGGACAUCCAGUUCUCUUGCUCCACUUUCACCACCCCUUUACCAAAGAUUAGGUGGUUGAAAGAUGGCAAAGAAUUGACUGAUCAGCAGAAAUACUUAAUUGUGAAUGAUGCUCGAAGUGGAAUCUUGACUUUGACGGUCAUCAGGGCAACUGAUGCAGAUAUUGGACAGUAUGAGUGUGAGCUUUGGAAUGAACUUGGUGGUGUCAAGUGCAAGGCAGGUCUAUGUCCCGCCUAUGUACCACCUACCGACCAUGAGAACGACCAACCACAGGACUUACCUCCUAAAGAUCCUGACUCAGAGGGCUGGUCUGCUGCAUUUGUAAAGAAAUGGUUACAGACUGAUUUCACCCGCACCUCAAUUGCCAAGAUGCUUUUCCCUCCCGAAAAUCCUGAACACACUGAGGGUAGCACUGAAGUGACUGUUUAUGCCCCCACAUCAGAGGAUCAAGCAGUACAGCAGCCCAUUCGUUACCUCGAGGAAGAAGAGGAGAUCUACAUCUCAGAGCAAAUACAGGAAAUUACAGAUGCUCCUCCAUCUAUUCAGGUACCCACUGAGGACCUGCGUGUAGAGCCUGGCCAGCCAUCUACAUUUACAGCCAUCAUCACAGGAAGACCGACACCAAAGAUAAAGUGGUACAAGGAUGAAGAAGAGCUUACAGCCAAUGAGAAUGUGAAGAUAACACAGCAUGGUGCCCGCUGCUCAUUAACCAUUGUGUGCACCGAGGGUGAAGACAGUGGCAUAUACACCUGCUUCGCUCACAAUGACUCUGGUUAUGCAUCAUGUCAGGCUGAGCUCACAGUAGAAGAAGGACCACUGGAAUUUCAGGAGAGGGAGGUGGAGCUGGGAAAAAGAAGGAAGUUAUUCUCUGUCUAUGAUGUCCACGAGGAAGUUGGAAGGGGAACAUUUGGAAUAGUGAAGCGCGUAGUCCACAGAAGGACCGGUGAGGUCUUUGCUGCUAAGUUUCUGCCUCUGCGGAGCAGCACUAGGACACGGGCCUUCCAGGAGAGGGACCUGCUAUCCCGUCUCGCUCAUCCCAGAGUGGCCUGUCUGCUGGACUUCUUUUGUACCAGACGCACCUUGGUGCUAAUCACAGAAAUCUGCUGUUCUCAUGGACUUUUGGAUCAUUUAUUACUUAAAGGAUCAGUCUCAGAAAAAGAGAUUCAGUCAUUCAUUCAGCAAAUUCUUGAAGGAGUUGGUCACAUUCAUAGCAUGAACAUCUUGCAUCUGGACAUUAAACCUGAAAAUAUCCUCAUGGUUUAUCCCCCAAGAGAUGAGAUCAAAAUCUGUGACUUUGGCUUCUGCCAGGAAAUAGACACAUCGAGACACCAGUACAGCAUGUUUGGUACACCUGAAUUUGUUGCACCAGAAAUUGUUCACCAAGAACCAGUCACUGUGGCCACUGAUAUUUGGGCCGUGGGUGUUGUUGCUUUUCUGUGUCUGGUGUGUCGAUGCCCUUUUGUGGGCGAGACUGACCGUGCUACACUGGUGAGGGUAGGGGAAGGGACUUUGAACUGGGCUGCCCCUGAUAUCAUGUACAGGAGCCCAGAAGCCAAGAACUUUCUCCACAUGGUCCUUCAGCCUGAUCCAGAGAAACGGCCAUCUGCCUUUGAGUGCUUGAGCCACGAAUGGUUCCAGGAUGAACAUGCUGGAGAGGACACGGAUGAAAUCAACACAAAGAGUUUGAAAGUCUUCAUUUCAAAAAGGAAAUGGCAGCGUUCCUUGACGUGCAUUGGAUCAGUGCUCACAUUGAGGCCCAUUCCGGAGUUACUAGAUGCUCCUCUCAGGGAGACGGCAGUGACAGUGCCCCGUGAGCCCCAAGAACACAGCAGUACCUCUCCAAGCAGUGGCUCUUCGUCAGAGUAUGACGAGGCUGACUCUUGGGACUUUUUCCAACACUGCAGCCAGACUGAAGAGGAAGAGGAAACAGAGGAAGACUAUGAUCCUUUAAUGGAGACAGCACAGAUCCCAGAUCCUUUUGCCAAACUCCACCUGGAUAGAGAAGAGGAAGGGGAUGUGACACUAGAGGAGGAAGAGGAUGGGGAGCUGGUAGGAAGGAGGACUGUAUUAGAGCGGAGUAUGAGCAGGCAAUCAGUUGCAUCAUCAGAAGUAUCGUGUCAAAGAACACCUCAGAGGGAACGUCGGUUCAGCAAGGACAGCAGUCCAUCCCUCUAUUUAUCUGAUGGGGAUGAGGGUUCAGGGAGUGAUGGAGGUCGUAUUCCUCGGGGGAGCGUCAUCCGAAGCACUUUUUACAGCACCUCUCAUCAGCUUUCACCGUUGUCUGCCAGACACAUGACAUUAAGGGACAAAUUUCAAGCUAAGAAGCAGGAGAGAGGCCGCAAGCCACUCAGGAGGAGCUUCUCAGGACGCCUCAAUGAGCCUCUUAUUGAAUAUGUGGAGGAUGAAACAGAGACAAGUCGGGGCCAGAGACGGGCAUCCAUCCAGCCCACAAUGCAGAAGUCCUGCUCGUUUGACAGUGGAGUGGGUUUCGCCCAUGGUAAUGUACCCCCUCACAGAAGGAGUAGGUCUCUCGAUGAGUAUUCGCGUCGGUCUCCCACCUCACCCAUACGUGCAAAGGCAGGUGAAGAAGAAGGUUCGCAAAGUCUAAAGGAAGAUUUCACAGAUGAUGAAGUGGCAGGGACAAAUGUGCUUGCUAUCCCAAGCUCUCAGCGAGCCACAAGAAGAGGCUCUGCCACUCCUGUACAAGUGACUCAGACUUUUCGAGGAGCCUCUGUUACUUCAAGGUUGGACCAAGAACAGACAGAGGGAGAUACCUUUGCUGGCUCCCAAGGGUCUCUGGCUGAGUCUUUUAUUUUGGAGCACGGAGGCUCAGAGUCUUCAAGUAGACUCGGCUCCUGUGAAGAACUGAGUCAUGGUCAUCACAGAGGAAGAUACAGAUCAGGACACAGUGAUGGAUAUGAUGAUCAGGGUGAGCCUCUGAUUUCACCAUCAUCUCGCUCCUUUCAAGAAGUAAAACCGAGAAGCUCAUUUCCCCAGGCACCACCACGUAAUCGCACACGCUCCAAUCCUAACCUGUCUACGCACACCAGAGGUCAGCUGGGGACGCCACUUAUGCCAAGCCCCAGUCCCAGUCUCUCAUCUCUACAGGUUCCAGAGAGGCCUCCCAGAGCCCGGGAUAAAAAAGAGGGUCAUGGCCUCCAGAGGCAUGCAUCUGCUCCAGCCCUUGAAGCCCGACCACCUACAGGAAGGUCACCCAAACUGGGACUGCUGAACAUCUUCCGCAGGCAAUCCUGGACUGGCCAUUCCUACUCUCAUCUGGAGGACACAGAGUUAGGACCAACACUGGGAGAGAUUAUGAAGCCUGAUACACCCACCAUGUCUCUAAGGAAGAAAAUGAGAGCUUCAGCUUCCAGCCUGACCAAACUGUUUUCCAGAUCCUCCAGUAAAGAGGAUGUUAGUAAAGGAGGGCCAAUAGUGAAAGGAUCAGCUCCCACCCCACCUGAAAGGAAGCGUAGUAGUGGUCUUGAGAGUCCCAAAAAGAGAACCUCAAAGCUCUUAUCAUCUUUCAAAAUACCUGCAUUUAAAAAGAAAGUUCGCCCCAGCAAGGCUGAGCUGCUACAGUUAGAUGGAGGAGGAGUGCUCCUUGUGUGGAGGCCGGUUAAGUCAAGUGAUCCUGUCACUUACUGCGUGCAGUACUGCACAGAUGGUGGGGAGUGGACAGUCCUGUCAGAGGAAGUCACAGAGAACUGUUAUGUGGUAAAGGACUUACCAAGAGGAGCUUCUUACGUUUUCAGGGUGGGUUGCGUCACAAAGACCGGAGCAGGACCUUUCAGUGACCCUUCAGCUCCUGUUGUUAUGGCAACUCAUCCUGAAGAGAUUCACAUUCCUCUCAUUCAGACGGAGUCGCUGGGGUCAAAGGUCACUGGAUCAACACAACAAGCAGCACACAAUAGCUACAACUUCCUCUCUGAGAUCAACAGGGGUCGUUUCAGCGUGGUAACCCUGUGUAGGAAUGCUGAGACCAGCCAGGUGUUUGCUGCUAAGAUCACCCCAUACCAGGCAGAGCAAAGACAACUGGUGCUGAGGGAGUACCAGCUGCUGAGGAGGCUUCACCACCCCCACCUGGUUCAGCUGCACUGUGCUUUCAUCACCCCCUGCUACCUGGUGUUAGUGGAAGAGCUCUGUCCCGGCAAGGAGCUCCUCUACAGCCUGGCUGCAAGAGAUCUGUAUGCAGAGACUCAAGUUGCAGAGGUGUUGGUUCAGAUUCUGAGUGCAGCCGACUAUCUCCACAGCCGUCGAGUUAUCCACCUGGACCUGAAGUCUGACAACAUGCUGGUGGACGAUUGCAACCACCUGAAGAUUGUUGACUUUGGCUCAGCUCAGUCCUUCACACCUGGACAGCCUCUAAACAUCGAGCACAUCCAGGGCCUUUCUGACAGCAAAGACUCCCGCAGCAAAGCUCCGGAAAUCCUCGAAGGUCAGGGUGUUGGGCCAGAGACUGACAUUUGGGCUAUUGGAGUUCUAUCUUUCAUCAUGUUGAGCGCUGACAGCCCGUUCCAUGCAGAACACAGCUGGGAGCAAGACAGAAACAUCAAGAAAGGGAAGAUCCAGUUUGGACGCUGUUACCCUGGUUUGUCUGAGGGAGCCUUGAACUUCAUGAAGAGUAGCCUGAAUAACAAAUCCUGGGGGAGACCCACUGCAGCCGAGUGUCUCCAGAAUCCAUGGCUCCGUGCUCAUCGUACCCCUCACAAAGCCCGACACUCCAAAGUGUGUUUCUCCACUGACAAGCUUAAAGCUUACCUCAAGCAGAAAGAGGAGAAACGAGAUCAGGUGCACACCAAGCUUCAGGGUCCCUUCUGCCAGUAAGGUGACAAUGUCAAAAAUAUGAUUAUUUUUCUUAAAGAGAAAAAAUCUGCGGCCUUUACAACAUGUGGUUGCAGCAGUUUGUGUUUCAAAUGUUGCUCUUUUUCUUGGGAAGCUGAAACCAGGUCAGAUUUAUAAAAACAUCUGAUUUUAAAAAUUUGAUGCGUCUUAAUGAGUUGCAGAGUGUACUUCUGUAUUCAAUUGUGUAUGUGAGUCUGCUGCUUUUUUUUUUCUUUAUUUUUUUUGCGCAUAUCAGGGAUAACAUUUAAUAAAGUAAGACGCGCACAGUGCUGGAUGAGUUGUAAAGUUUAAGAGUGUGUUGUUUUGCUCCUCUGCUUUGGUGGCAGACAGGCACACGUGUGGUAGAAAUAUUUUCUGCGCUAUUCUGUCUCCUUCAGAAAGCUGUAUUUUAUUGCCGUAUUUUAUUUAAAACUUCACAUGAUCUGCCUUAAGAUUGCAAUGUGUAAACAGGAAGUUGAUUAGACCUAUAGUUUUCAUUGGAUGCUUCCAAGUUUCAUAUUAACCACCCACCAGAAUGAAAAAGUGAAUGAAAUAAUUAUUAAAUGAUGCAAAAGUG